CUGUCUCUCCGCAGUCAGUUGUCAUCAACUGCCAGUCUAACGGUAACUGACGAACUACGGCCACAUAUUUGGACCUUAAAGUUACUUAAAAAGUGUCAUAUCUAGCAUUGUUUCCUGGGGACAGCGUUGGCUAACAACAGGAACAUGGUUCUGGAACUGGAAGACGAAGUUGUGCCUGAUGACCUGAGUCCAGAGGAGCGACAGGAGCUGGAGAGCAUCCGCCGCAGAAAACAAGAGCUGCUGCAGGACAUACAGAGGCUAAAGGAUGAGAUAGCAGAGGUGACCAGCGAGAUUGAAAGCCUGGGCCUGACUGAAGAGAGGAAAAGCAUGCAAAGGAAUAGACAGAUGGCCAUGGGCCGAAAAAAGUUCAACAUGGAUCCUGCAAAGGGGAUUCGCUUCUUGAUCGACUGCUCGCUGCUGAAAAACACCAGUGAAGACAUUGCCCAGUUUCUGUAUAAAGGGGAGGGGCUUAACAAAACUGCCAUUGGUGACUACCUGGGUGAAAGAGAUGAAUUCAACAUCAAGGUUCUGCAAGCCUUCCUGGAGCUGCACGAGUUCACAGACUUGAACCUGGUUCAGGCUCUCAGGCAGUUUCUGUGGAGCUUCCGGCUGCCCGGCGAGGCCCAGAAGAUCGACCGCAUGAUGGAGGCGUUCGCCCAACGAUACUGUCACUGCAACCCCGGAGUGUUUCAGAGCACUGAUACCUGUUACGUGCUGUCAUUUGCUGUGAUCAUGCUGAACACCAGUCUACACAACCCCAACGUGAAGGACAAACCCUCCGUUCAGAGAUUCACUGCGAUGAACAGAGGAAUCAAUGAUGGAGGAGACUUGCCAGAGGACCUGCUCAGGAACCUGUACGACAGCAUCAAGAAUGAACCCUUUAAGAUCCCAGAGGAUGAUGGGAAUGACCUCACACACACCUUCUUCAACCCUGACAGAGAAGGAUGGCUGCUGAAGCUCGGUGGGCGAGUGAAGACCUGGAAGAGGCGCUGGUUUAUUCUCACUGAUAACUGCCUUUACUACUUUGAAUACACCACUGACAAAGAACCUAGAGGGAUUAUUCCACUGGAAAAUCUGAGCAUCAGAGAAGUCGAGGACUCCAAGAAGCCGAACUGCUUCGAGCUCUUCAUCCCCAACCACAAAGAUCAGGUCAUCAAAGCCUGCAAGACGGAGGCAGACGGCCGCGUUGUCGAGGGAAACCACACUUUCUACAGAAUCUCCGCCCCGACCGCGGAGGAGAAGGACGAAUGGAUCAAAAGCAUCAAAGCUGCCAUCAGCAAAGACCCGUUCUACGAGAUGUUGGCUGCGCGGAAGAAGAAGGUCUCCUCCCUGAAGGGGCUGUAGAGCUGCUGAGGAUGAAACAAGCACAGGCCUGUUCAAGGUGGACCUGAUGUUCCUGCUGCAGACCUGGACGUGACAGAAGUCCCCUUCUAAAGUGGCUCCUUUUGUUCCCUUUUCAACUGACACCUACAAUUCCUUCAGCUCCUUUCUUUACAGGUUUGACAUCCUACUGACACUUAUUUCCAAUCUGCAAGUGAACUUUUUCAGACAGAAACUGCUCUGUUUCCUCAAACGUCACCUUUUAGAAGUCCUGCUUCUGCAGCACUUUAACAGUGCCGUUGUGCCCUCCGGUUAGCUCUCCCACUCAUCGGAAAACCUGCCGUAAGGACUGUUGAAAAGCAUCUGAAUGACCUCCAAGCCUUUUCACACAAUCAGUGUUUGGUCUGCUUUUGUACAUCAAGUCCCUGCAGCUGCUGAAAACAGCGAGAGUGCGAGCGGGGAAUGUUUUCGGUUCACAUCUCCAGAGGGGUGAACUAUGAAGCGAGGUUAAUGGCUUAGCGAUGUAUUCCGAGGCUGAAGUUUUAGUUUAAAAUUGGCAGGAAAAGGCAGCGAAGUGACAGAUUUCUCCAUUGAUUUGGAAGGGGUACAAAUUUUACAGUUCAUACUUUGUCGCUUCAGUUUUAUUUUUUUUCUGUCAUCUAGUGAAGAACAACCAUAAGCAUUUCAGAAGUUUGAAAGUGUCAGUAUUUACAGUGUUGAUCCUUCUUUUUAACUUCUGCAGUUCUGUGGCAUCAGCUUCAGGUCUAAAUCCUGACUGAUGGUGAUCCAUUCCUGCCUGAUCAAUACUCAGAAUUGAUCAGUGUUCCUGGGAUUCUGCUUGUCCACCUGAUUUUUAAGGAUUAAUCAUAGAUUUUUCCAUGGGAUUAAGAUCUGUGGAUUUUCAUGCUUAUGAAUCCAAAAUGCUAAUCUGAUAAUCAUUACAGCACUGUGGUGUGAUCCACCAUCAUGCUGGAAAUGCUGUUUGCCACCAGAUUGCUCCUAAAUUGUUGGAAGGAGAAUGUUUUUAGUUUUGUCAGUACAGUAAAUACUGGCUCUUUGUGUCAGAAAAAUCCAAGCAUCCAUCUUCUGCUUAUCCAGCUGAGGGCUGCGGUGGGGCUGGAGGCUAUUCCUGCUGUCACUGACCAAGAGCCGGGGUACACCCUGGACAGGCUGCCAGUCGAUUCAUGCUCACAUUCACAACUACAGCAGGUGGAUGUGAACCCAGGACCUUCAAUGCUGUGCGGUGACAGUGCUAACCCCUGCACCACCCCCAUUUAAAAAAAAAAAAAAAAAAAGCCCCUAAAGUGCCAAAAAGUAUGAAACUAAAUUUGUGCCGCUCCCAAAAUGCACAAACAUUUUUCUGUUUAGUCCUGACUUCCUGCAUUAAUCUGGAAUUUCAGCAAAUCAAACACUGAAUAGACAAUGAUCAGUGUAUUUAUUACAGAUGUGAGUAAAAGGUAUUAUUCACAACUUGAGUUUAAAGUUUAAAUGGAUCAAAUUUAAAGGUUCAGAGCUGUAAUGUGUAGAUAUCACACAGGAAAGAAACACAGUAAUAAAGCUGGUCACUGCUGUGGUGUCCGUUAGUGCACCCCUCUGGACUGAAAUGUUUCAAGACAAAAUAAAUGACUCCUUACUUAAAAAUCACCGUUCAGCACCAAUGAAGACUCAAUUCAGGACUCAGCUGGGACUCUGAACAGCAUUUAGUUUGUUGCCAAAUGUAACUUUUUUUUUCUAAACCAGUUUUCUUACUGCUGUUGAUCUUUCGUCGGUCAAUGAAAAUGAAGGUAAAACAUAGCUGAAUAUUUAUUUAU
This is a messenger RNA of Archocentrus centrarchus (flier cichlid), 3131 nucleotides long. Its product is annotated as cytohesin-1-like. The transcript is spliced from 12 exons. Gene Ontology annotation, biological process: regulation of ARF protein signal transduction. Gene Ontology annotation, molecular function: guanyl-nucleotide exchange factor activity. The coding region runs from base 145 to 1344 and encodes 399 amino acids. The record is from RefSeq and is a predicted model, not a curated record. Lineage: Eukaryota; Metazoa; Chordata; Actinopteri; Cichliformes; Cichlidae.